Messenger RNA from Scomber japonicus (chub mackerel), 3720 nucleotides. RefSeq names its product protocadherin-9. Lineage: Eukaryota; Metazoa; Chordata; Actinopteri; Scombriformes; Scombridae. Gene Ontology annotation, biological process: homophilic cell-cell adhesion. Gene Ontology annotation, cellular component: plasma membrane. The coding region runs from base 1 to 3720 and encodes 1239 amino acids. The transcript is spliced from 5 exons. The record is from RefSeq and is a predicted model, not a curated record. Gene Ontology annotation, molecular function: calcium ion binding.
AUGGAUCUAAAAGACUAUUACCUGUUGGGCACCCUACUCGCCUGCAUAUGGUUAGAUCCUUCAAUUGCCCAAGAACUGAUCUAUCCCAUCAGAGAGGAGUUGCAAGAAAAUGUCCUCAUUGGAAACAUACCAAAGGACCUAAACAUUUCCCACACAAAUGCUGCCACUGGAGCAAGUGCUAAUCUCGUGUACCGGCUUGUCUCCAAGGCAGGAGAUAACCCACUGGUCCGCGUUCUGAGCAGCACUGGAGAGAUUUUCACAACAUCAAACCGAAUCGACAGGGAGAAGUUGUGCCCUGGUCCCUCGUUUGAGGACAGCGAGUGCUCCUUUGAAAUUGAAGUGGUCAUUCUGCCUAAUGAUUAUUUCAGGCUGAUUAAGAUCAAAAUAAUCGUCAAAGACACAAAUGAUAAUGCCCCCAUGUUCCCAUCCCCUGUGAUCAACAUCUCCAUCCCAGAGAACACGCUCAUUAACAGCCGCUUUGCUAUUCCUUCUGCCACUGACCCGGACACUGGACCCAACAGUGUCCACAAAUAUGAGCUGAUCAAUGGGCAAAGUGCCUUUGGCUUAGACAUAGUGGAAACACCUGAGGGGGAGAAGUGGCCCCAGCUCAUUGUGCAGCAGAAUCUGGACAGAGAGCAGAAGGAUACAUAUGUAAUGAAGAUCAAAGUGGAGGAUGGUGGCAGUCCUCAGAAAUCCAGCACUGCCAUUCUUCAAGUUACUGUAACUGAUGUCAAUGAUAACAGACCAGUGUUUAAGGAAAGUCAAGUAGAGGUGCAUAUACCGGAGAAUUCUGCUAUUGGAACAUCUGUUGUGCAGCUUCAAGCUACAGAUGCCGACAUAGGGGCAAAUGCAGAGAUUCGAUACGUAUUUGGGACUCAGGUGUCGCCUGCUACAAAAAGACUGUUUGCACUGAAUACAACAUCAGGCCUAAUCACAGUGCAGAGGCCUUUGGACAGGGAGGAGACUGCUAUACAUAAGCUCUCUGUUUUAGCUAGUGAUGGCAGCUCGAGUCCUGCCAGAGCUACUAUUACAAUAAAUGUGACUGAUGUUAAUGACAAUCCACCUAAUAUAGACCUGAGAUACAUAAUCAGUCCCAUUAACGGCACGGUUUUCCUGUCAGAGAAGGAUCCCAUCAAUACCAAGAUAGCUCUCAUCACAGUGUCAGAUAAAGACACUGACAUCAACGGCAAGGUCAUUUGUUUCAUAGAGAAGGAUGUGCCCUUCCAUCUCAAAGCAGUGUAUGACAACCAAUAUCUGUUAGAGACAUCAGCACUGCUUGACUAUGAAGGGACCAAGGAAUAUAACUUUAAAAUUGUAGCUUCUGACUCUGGGAAACCAAGCUUGAAUCAGACUGCUUUGGUAAGAGUGAGGCUGGAGGAUGAAAAUGACAACCCGCCUAUUUUUACUCAGCCAGUUAUUGAGCUGGCUGUCAUGGAAAACAACAAACGCGACCUGUUCCUUACUACUCUUAGUGCCACAGAUGAGGACAGUGGGAAAAAUGCAGAGAUAGUUUAUCAGCUGGGACCAAAUGCGUCAUUCUUCGAUCUUGACCGCAAGACAGGGGUUCUGACUGCAUCCAGAGUGUUUGACCGGGAAGAUCAGGAUAGGUUCCUCUUCACUGUAACGGCAAGAGAUAAUGGGACUCCGCCUCUGCAAACACAGGCAGCUGUCAUUGUAACUGUUCUGGAUGAAAAUGACAACAAUCCAAAGUUCACUCACAACCACUUUCAGUUCUUUGUGUCUGAAAAUCUCCCCAAAUACAGCACUGUUGGAGUGAUAACUGUGACAGAUUCAGAUGCUGGAGAAAAUGCUGCUGUUUCUCUUUCCAUACUGAAUGACAAUGAGAACUUUAUACUGGAUCCUUACUCUGGGGUGAUAAAAUCUAAUGUGUCAUUUGAUAGGGAGCAACAAAGCUCCUACACAUUUGACGUCAGGGCUGUAGACAGUGGCAGGCCUCCCUGCUCCUCAGCUGCCAAGGUGACCAUUAAUGUCAUUGAUGUGAACGACAACACCCCCGUUGUCAUGUUCCCUCCAUCCAACACAUCUUUCAAGCUUGUCCCUCUCUCCUCUAUCCCAGGAUCUGUGGUAGCAGAAGUGUUUGCUGUAGAUAGUGAUACAGGGAUGAAUGCAGAACUCAAAUACACCAUAGUGAGCGGCAACAACAAGGGGCUGUUUAGGAUCGACCCUGUCACAGGGAAUAUUACUCUGGAGGAGAAGCCAGCAGUGACUGACAUAGGCUUACACAGAUUAGUGGUCAACAUCAGUGACCUGGGAUAUCCUAAGUCCCUCCAUACUUUAGUUCUGGUAUUUCUUUACGUCAAUGACACUGUGGGCAACUCAACACUAAUCUAUGAUCUCAUCCGGCGCACCAUGGAGACCCCAAUUGACCGUAACAUUGGUGAAAGCAGUGAAACUUAUCAAAGUGGUGACUAUUUAACCAUAAUGAUAGCCUUUGUUACUGGCGCUUUAGUGGUGAUUAUUGUCAUCUUUGUCACUGUGCUGCUGCGCUGCCGCCAUGCUUCCAGGUUCAAAGCUGCACAGAGGAAAAAACAGGGGGCUGAGUGGAUGUCACCCAACACAGAGAACAAGCAGAAUAAGAAGAAAAAGCGCAAGAAAAGAAAAUCCCCAAAAAGCUCUCUGCUCAACUUUGUCACUAUUGAGGGGAACAAACCUGACGAUCCUGCCCACGAGCCAAUCAACGGAACCAUCAGCCUGCCCACCGAGCUGGAGGAGCAAGGGAUUGGACGCUUUGAUUGGAAUGCCACACCUACCACAACAUUCAAACCUGGCAGCCCAGACCUGGCCCGGCACUACAAAUCCGCCUCGCCGCAGUCGGCCUUCCACCUCAAGGCCGACACGCCAGUCUCAGUGAAGAAGCAUCACGUGAUUCAGGAGCUCCCAUUGGAUAACACAUUUGUUGGGGGCUGUGACACCCUUUCCAAGAGGUCCUCCACAAGCUCCGACCACUUCAGUGCCUCAGAGUGCAGCUCCCAAGGAGGGUUCAAGACGAAGGGGCCCAUGCACACCAGACAGCAGGCUCCCAUUGGUGGAACGUUAACUCGUGCCCGAACUGAACUCAACCCUGAAUAUCUGGACCUUCGUCCGCGAGCUGAGCUGAACCCUGAAUAUUGGACCCCUUGCACCCCUUUAUCGCAGCGGCGCGUCACGUUUCACCUGCCGGAUGGCUCCCAGGAGAGCUGCAGUGACAGCGGUCUGGGGGACCACGAGCCUGUAGGCAGUGGCUCCCUCCUCACACAACCUCUCCCUCUGGUGCAGGCGCAAGACGACUUCUAUGAGCAGGCCUCCCCUGAUAAGAGGACUGAAGCUGAUGGCAACUCUGAUCCCAACUCUGAUGGCCCCCUGGGGCCUCGUGGUCUAGUGGAAGCUACAGAGAUGUGUACACAGGAAUGCCUUGUCCUGGGACAUUCAGACAACUGCUGGAUGCCCCCGACUUUGGGAACAUACCACCAGCCCAAGUCACCUGUGUCCAGCUUUGGAUCUCAGAGGGAAUGGGGUCCCAAGGACAAACUUCUCAAUGGACAUACUCUGACCAGAACCUGGAAAAAUGAGAGUGGGCGGUCAGAUCAUUUUGGUGACAGGAAGCAGUUUGGGAGUGGAGAGGGACACUUCACCAGUGGCAUGGCUGAUAUUCCAAUGGAUAGUCUCAAGUCCUGCCAGCCAGCCUCCUGCCCAGACAGCCCAAAAGACCAGCAGCUAUAA